Messenger RNA from Tetrahymena thermophila SB210, 2172 nucleotides. RefSeq lists its product as hypothetical. NCBI's taxonomy places the organism in Eukaryota, Ciliophora, Oligohymenophorea, Hymenostomatida, Tetrahymenidae. The transcript has 7 exons. The record is from RefSeq and is a predicted model, not a curated record.
AUGAAUUUCUAUUAAAUAAUCUUAAAGUAAGUAGUAGAUAACUAAAAGUAUAGGCUUAUUCUCCAUCCUUAAAAUAUAAUAUUUAUUUAGCACUUAAUUACUUCUGCCACUUUACACUUGAUACCAAUAAAUUAAAGCUUAGUUUUUAGGGUAGAAAAUGAUAAGUUUAUCAUUGAAUAAAAUCUUCCUCAAAUAAUUAAACUAGAAUUUGUGAAUUUUAAUAUUGAAAAAUUGCUUGUUUAGCUAACUAAAUUUUAAAGGCAACACUCCAUAAAUAUGAUUGAACAUAUUAAAAAUAUGGAUUAAUUUAAAUAUAUAUUUCAGAAGUACAGUAUAAAAUAGAAGACUUCAUGCAAAGUAAAAUCUGUUUGGAUUAAUUGGGAAAAGCAAGAAUUGAGAUGGAGUAAUGAGAAUUAAAUUUCUUCCUCUUAUUCAAAAAUUAGUUUAAGGGAUAUCACUGAUAUUUAGUAUGGAUUUAAAAGCUAGAAUUUAUAAAGAUAUAGAUUUUAUCCAGGAUUAAAGUUUGAAUGUUGUCUUUCUAUUUAUUAUAUGAUUUAAAGUUAGGAAUAAUGUCUAGAUUUCUCUACUUAAAGGUUUAUUGAUUUGAAAUAGUUUUUAUAAAUAUUACAGGACAUACUAGUCUAUAUAAAUCAUCCAGUCAGAUCUUAUAUCACAAAUCGUCAGUUAUGUUUUUCAAAAGCGAAAAUGAAAUUAAUGCAGUAUGCAAACUAAAAAGAAAAGCUUACCCUAAAUACAUAUUUAAAGAAUAAAAUAUUUAAUAGGAUAGCAAGAUCUUUGGUUAAUUAAGAAGAUAUAGUAGCAAAUAAAGCUUUAAAUAGAGAGAAUGAUGUUUAAUACAUUGAAUGGAAAAGUUCAAAUAUUAAUUUAAAUUAGUUUAAGGUAGAUUAGUAAAAGUCUUAAAACUAAAACACAUAUAAAAGAGUUUAGUAUCAAUAUAACGAAAUUUAAACGGUAGGUGCAGCUAAUAAAAUUAAUAAUUCAGAAGCUUCAGAUUUUAAAAAGAUUCAAUCUCCUAUAAAUGGAAGGAUAGAACCUUCAAACACUAACAAAAUACUCUUUUAAAAAGAUACUUUAAAUGAUUCUUAUAAGAAUUUAAAGAAAGUAAUACAGUUAAACACCUCAUAAUAAGACAGAUUCUAAGAACAAAAAUAUAGAAAAACGAAAUACCCAAAUAGAAAUAUUCACUUAGAUUUUCUUCACACUUCGGGAUCUAACAAGAGUUUAAGUGUAAGCGAAAAAAGUAUUUUAAAUCUUACAAAUGGAUUACUUAGUCCUGAAAUACAUAAUAAAAUAAAACAGAAAAUAAAAAUUAGCAACUAGAUUCCUAGUGGGAAUAUAAUAUAGAGAUAUAUAAAGAGCAGCUUGUAAAAGCCAAGAUAAGAACAAAUAAGAAUUUUAGAUUAAUUCCAAAGCGAAAAAAAUGAGUACUAAAGUGUUUAAACAAGUGAAGCAGAUUAAAUCCAAAGCUUAAAAUUAGAAAUAAAAGAAUUAUCAUAAAAAAUAGAUGAAGUUUCUAAGCAAAAAAUCAGUUUAGAAUAAAAUCUAAAGUUAUGUAAAUCAUAGUUGUUGAAAGAAAAAACACUAAAUGCUGCUUUGAAAGAGUAGCUAGUUGCUUUUAAAAAUGGCAAUUAAACUUUAGAUUUAACUUUAUCUCCUAUUUAAAAGCCAUUUGUUAUGCAAACUACAAUCUACUCGCCUUCAAGUACUCUUAUAAAGAAUUAAUCAAAUAAAUAAUCUGAAGAUGCUUAAUUAAUACAGAACCUACAAAGACAGAUACAGCAAGAAAGAUAAUAGAAUUCUUAACUUAAUUCUUAAAUCUAAGAUUUAAAAUCUAUUUAUAAAUCAGUUAUUUCAACUCAAACAAAAACAAUUAAAGAUUAAAUCAAAGGACUUUAAUCCUGUAUUGAAGACAUAUCAAUAAAAUAAAUUGAAUUAAAAAAAGAUUUUGGUGCUUCCAUCUCUCAAGUAAAAAAGAUAUUCUCAUUUUUAGGUAACUAAAUAGUUGAUUCUGAAAGAAGAGCGUUGUAACUAGAGAAGGAAAAGGAGGAUCUUAUGGUUUUCAUAGAUUAGUACAUAAAAGAUACAAAAUGGAGUCGAAAAUCUUUAUCAUUUUUAGAAGAAGAUAAAACAACAAAUUACAGUACAAAUUGA